Molecule: messenger RNA, 4570 nt
Organism: Gallus gallus (chicken)
Lineage: Eukaryota; Metazoa; Chordata; Aves; Galliformes; Phasianidae
Gene: PDE7B
Product: phosphodiesterase 7B
Exons: 13
Coding region: 439-1782 (447 amino acids)
Molecular function (GO): 3',5'-cyclic-AMP phosphodiesterase activity
Source: RefSeq, a predicted model, not a curated record
ACUCCAGCGAGCUGACAAUGCUGAAGCGGAUUGGUCUGCUUUCCCUUGCCUGUGGCAGUUGACAGCACCUCCCAGCCGUGCACGGCCUUCUGCUUGCUAACACAGACAGGCUGACUGCAGCAAGCUCAGCUCUACCCCAGUCCGUACACUGGCAGAAAAGUGCACUCUCUUUCCGAUUUUUUUUUUUUGUUGUUGUUGUUUCUUAAGGUGGUUUAUUGGCUGGGUUGGGGGGUCUCGGGGAGGUUUUCUUUUCCUUUUUUUUUUUUUUUUUCCUUUUUUUUUUUUUUUUGGUUGUUUUCGUUGUUGCUGCUGUUAUUUACUUGUAUUCCUAAUCCUGGAUGCAGUUACUGGAUUCUGCAGUACAAGUCUUCAUGAACAAGCUGCACCGCUUAGAGAUUUCACAGCAUUCAAAGGUCACAGAACUGCCACUAUGGUUAAAUGUCUUGUUUAAUGGUUGAGAGGUGCGGAGAAAUCUCAUUUGAUAGUCCUGACCAGAAUGCCAAAUGUGUUCGCAUGCUAGGAGAUGCACGGGUGAGAGGUCAGACAGGGGUUCUCUCCGAGCGCCGCGGCUCCUACCCGUUCAUAGACUUCCGUCUUCUUAACAAUACAACACUCUCAGGGGAAAUUGGCACCAAGAAAAAGGUGAAAAGACUGUUAAGUUUUCAGAGGUAUUUCCAUGCAUCCCGGCUACUGCGUGGAAUCAUACCACAGGCCUCUCUGUACCUGCUGGAUGAGGACUACCUUGGACAAGCACGGCAUAUGCUAUCCAAAGUGGGAACAUGGGAUUUUGACAUUUUCUUGUUCGACCGCUUGACAAAUGGAAACAGUCUCGUAACACUGCUCUGUCACCUCUUCAACGUGCAUGGACUUAUUCAUCAUUUCCAGCUAGAUAUGGUUACAUUACAUAGGUUUUUAGUUAUGGUUCAAGAAGAUUACCACAGCCAGAACCCUUACCACAAUGCUGUCCACGCUGCUGACGUCACACAAGCUAUGCACUGCUAUCUAAGGGAACCCAAGCUUGCCAACUUCCUCACCCCAUCGGACAUCAUGCUUGGACUGCUGGCUGCUGCAGCUCACGAUGUGGAUCAUCCAGGGGUCAACCAGCCAUUUUUAAUCAAAACAAAACACCACCUUGCCAGCCUGUACCAGAAUGUUUCAGUGCUAGAGAAUCAUCACUGGAGAUCUACGAUAGGCAUGCUUAGAGAAUCACGGCUCCUUGCUCAUCUGCCCAAGGAGGUGACACAAGACAUCGAACAGCAGUUAGGCUCCCUGAUCUUGGCAACAGACAUCAACAGACAGAAUGAGUUCUUGAUUCGUCUGAAGUCUCACCUUGACAAUCAGGAUUUGAGACUGGAGGAUACACGAGACAGACAUUUUAUGCUCCAGAUUGCACUCAAGUGUGCUGACAUCUGCAACCCCUGCCGGCUGUGGGAGCUGAGCAAGCAGUGGAGCGAGAGGGUCUGUGAGGAGUUCUACCGCCAAGGAGACCUGGAACAAAAAUUUGAACUGGAAAUAAGCCCACUUUGUAAUCAACAGAAGGAUACAAUACCAAGCAUUCAGAUUGGGUUCAUGACGUACAUUGUAGAGCCACUCUUUGAGAAGUGGGCCCAGUUUACAGGCGAUACCCCCUUAUCUGAAAACAUGCUAAACCAUCUCAGGAGGAACAAGGCGAAGUGGAGGAGUUUGCUCCAUAAGCAACACAGCAGUAGUAGGAGCAAUGACCACUCAGGUCAAGUGACUGGCAGCCAGGAACAGACGUUAAAUGAAGAAGAAACUCCUUAGUGGCAGCUUUGCACUUUUCCUUAUAGCACUGCUAUCUCCGUCUUGAUCACAGCAGCAAGCAAAUCCUGAGGAGCUAGGAGCCUGUUGUCAAGACCAUGGGAAGGGAAGAAACAGCAAAGCAGACACUGUAAGAGUCCUCAUGAACAAACCCAUGGUUCUGCUGGUUCCUUUCUGGAUCUCCUCCAUCUUCCUCUCCCCUCUCUUCAUUCUGCGCAUGCCUGGUGCCAUCCGUCACUUCAGAUCACAAACUGCUUGAAUGCAGGGUCCCAGCCAGCAGAGCUGAAGCCAAGCCAGUUACUGCUGCCAUGAAGCAGAGAGGAUUACUGAGAGAACAGGGGAGGAUAGAGGCACUCUUGGUUAUGUAUUCAUUUACCAUGAGUCAUACUGUGACAUAUGUACAUAGGCCCAGAGCACCAUACGCUUUCCAGUCUGGCAGCUGGGCUGCACAUGAAACCACCAGCAUCUUCAGAACCCGGAGGACACUGGUUGAGUGAGACAGCGCUCGCAGAGGGCAGAGAGAAUCUGGUUAUUUUAGUAAUUAAAAUAAAAGCCUUUUUAACUUUUGUAUUCUGUGCACUAAACAGAUCUAUAAACUUUGGACUGAAGUUACACAACAAUGUGUACACAACUCCAGUGUAACAAGGCUCAUUUUGGUAAUCAUUUUUAUGCCACUUUGGAUAAAAGACGGGCAUCUUCUCAUUGCAAGGAACAGUAUUCCCCUCGCAAAUGAAAGGGAAGGUGUUGUACAGUCUAACCCUUUGAAACACGAACAGAUCUACCUUUUGAGUACUGUUUCAAGUAACAUGUUUAUAUUCAUGUGUGUACAUUUUCUGUAAAUACGAAACGCUACUGAUUCCCAUGCCAAAAUACUGGAGUAUUGUGGGAUUGCUACCUGUAAAAAACAUUGGCACUGUGAACAGAAUACUGUUAGUUUUAAUACAAGAGAAACCAUUUGUAAAUAUGUUAUAGAGUUUAUUAAUAUUCACCAUUGUUUGUGGAUAAAAGCCUUAACUUUUAGCAUCUUUCAUCUUCUGAUAGCUGCCAAAAAAUCAUAUGAUCACAAGAUACGAUUCUGUACUGCCUUUCCACUAUCAAAGGUAUAUCACAGGUCAUUAAGGAAUGAAGUCUGGCAGGAUAACUUCUUGAAAACUUCAAACACAUUCCAUAUGGGUCCGUGCUGUUAAACCAUAGCACCUUGCACAUUCAGUAUAGGCAAAAGCUUCACAGAGCCUGAAGUUUAAGUUCAAAACAAACAAGCAAAGCCAGAAGCCCCCAGCAACAACCACAGUUCAACCAUUCAAUCAGAUUAACAUUUAUUCAAGAGUGCAAAUUCUUACUAAAUAGCAUAGUGAUCUGAAAAGCACGACAUGCUAAUAAUUCUGGAGUCCAGCUGUUUUCUUAAGUGAUGUUGUAGUGGAGAUGGGUUCCCCCCCCCAUUCUCUUACUUAGAUAGCCAGCUAUAAAUGCAUUUGUUUUUGUUAAAAAAAGAAAGAAAGAAAGAAAGAAACCUUCAACCAACUGCUAGAUCUGUCUCACUCAUUGAAGGAAGAAAUGCUGUCUAGUCAGCCUGUUAAGGAAAAUCCUCGUAACUAUCCUAGUAGUUGACGAAUUCUGUGAACACUACGUUCAUUUUCCUGAAAGAUACAUGGCCCUAUUUAUGUCACAGACAGCCUCAGUUCGUUCUAUUCAAAGCUUCCCUUAAGCUUCCAUGAUUUCACCGAGCUUGCAUUCUUGGGCAAUACUGCAUUGCACCAAAGUGAUUGCCCUCUGUCCCCAAAGGAGCUAAUAGUGGUCAGGCAAAGUGAAGCAUUGUUGUAAACCCUCAGCACAUCAAAUCAGCACAGCUGUUUCCCAAAAGAACUAGCAGAUAUGGCCAUAUGAUCAUGUUUAGAGACAGUGGCUUUGGACAGGCCAAAAAAGCACUAUUUAAGUUGGUGUUUGAGAGAAAUAAUGCUUACUUAGAGAGCUGUAAGGGUAGAUGCAGUAGAAUUUGUUUUUAGUUACAGGGAACAUUGACUUUGUUAGACAAAGUCUUCACGAUCAUAAGGUGACUAACUUGUUUAAAGGAAAACAAAAAGCACAAGGUUUAGUAAAGGAUGCUUUAUUCUACUAAUUCAUUGGACAUGUAUCUUCAGAGAAAAGGACUGAAAUUCAGCGAAAUAGGAAGGUGGAAAUCACUAGCUGUGAGUAACAGAAAACUCUCCUUCCUCCCUCUUCUAAACAGGACUCAUAUAUUAGAUGCAACAUAACAGUCAAAGAGAAGGAGUUGCAGUAGAAUAAAAUUAUUUCUAACUAUAGGACAUAAAUGCCUUUUUAACCACCUGAUGGUGGAGGUGGGAGCAUCACCACUUUACAGCUUUUUAGAUAAAUAUUUCUUCAUGACAGAUUUAGGACAAUUAUUAGGACAUUAUACAAGCAGUAUAAUGGGCUGCCUACAAGCACUUAAGUACAUACAAAAGAAUAGCGUUUCCCUCGUUUUGUCUUUUAUACUGAGAAAUUGAAGCCAUUUUCCAUCUAGUUCAAAGGAUUUUUUAAAGUGUUCUGAGGUUUAGUUAAAUAAACCUGGUGCCUAGCAGCAUAAAAAGCUCUUGACAGAAACAUUGUUGUGCUGCGGAGGAGCAUCUAGAAAAUAGGUCCAACAGGAGAGCUUAGCGCACAUCAAGUUCUGUUACAGCUACAGUGCAUCCAAGGUUUUUUCUGUAAUUAGAGCCUAAGGGGCCUAUUACAAGACUGCUCUUACCAAGUUAAAUCUUCCUAAUAAACUUUGAAAAGCUGCUCUUAAAACAAA